CUCUGGAGUCUGUGGAGCGGGACAUCACUUCCGCCUCCCUCCCCAACUCCUACAGGCUGCUUCCCUCCCCUGGCCUGUGUGCAGGGGUGUGGACUGCCAUCGGGGCUGGUGGAGCCACUUCUUCAAUUAGGCAGUUACUGUGGAAAGACGAGCACCAUUCCCAAAGAGCCCAGUGCUCUCGGAGAAUGAACAGAGAGCUGGCAUUUCUGAGUAAAGCUCCUGCCCAGUGUGUUUCAGAUCUCCUCUGAGCAUUUGAUACGAUGUCUAAAUACCUUGAGAGAAGAUGGACACAGAGCAUCCACUGUGAAUCUGAUAAACUCCUAUCAUAACGUAAGCAAGACAAUAUCUCUUAAGGACUUACAAGCUCAGAAUGGCUCUUCAAGGAAGGACCUGUGUGUGGCUAUUUCGGUGUUUCCUUUUGCUGGGACUUUUGCAUUGGACUUGGGGUUCCCUGGUGAAAAGCAACCGUGGCCUACGGGUAAAGAGGGGCCAGUCGGUCUUUCUGCAAGAGGGAGAUCUGCAGUUCCAUAUACCUAUGGAUAAAGACACGUGCAAGCUGGAAGUAAUUCUGAAUGAGCCUAUUACACAACGUGUUGGCACACUUUCCCCGCAGGUUUUUGACUGCCACUAUUUGAUUGAUGAGGUGAAAUACACUCACAAUGGCUGUCCCAUUUUAAAAAAGGAUAUUAUCAAGCUACGACUGUACAAAUUCACAGAGACAGAGACCUAUAGUGAACUGUUUUCACUCCAUGUUGAGAUUAUGGAACCUGACUGCAAUAUUAUAAAGCUGGGACCAGAGACACUGCAAGUUCCAGAGUUCUAUGGCUUUUCCAAUGUGCUGGAUGGUAAUGUAGUGUCCUUCCACUAUGAGCAUCAAACCAACAUAGAGUGUACGGUCAGGUUGAUCACGUCAGAGUCACAUCUACCUGGACACGGUCAGCUGGUCACUGGGGAACCCGAGAAGAUAGAAGGGCCACGAGGAGAUGAACCAGAUAGCUUUGUAUCUAUUCGACAGCAUUUGGAUAAUAAGGCCAGAGCCAACUGCAAGAGCGAAGAUUGUUUAAAAGGACUGAAACUGGUAAAGAUUACGAAAGUGCCCUGUGAUGAAUUCUUAAUGAUGGGCAUUCGCUACCAACAUAUUGAUCCUCCAUCACCUGACAUUGAUUACAUUGCUAUCAGACUGGACCUUACAGACACCAGGAGCAGGAGAAUAACCCAGUCAGAGGAAGCCUGGAUUCCUGUGACAGUUAAAGGAGCAAUGCCUAACCAGCCCCCCAAGCCUGCCUUCAUGUCCAGGUUUAUCCUUGAGGUGGAUCAGUUUAUUCUGACUCCAUUCUCCACAGCCACUCUGGACGCAGAAGAUGAUGAGACGCCUAAGAACAGGCUGGUGUUCAAUAUCACCAGUCCACCUAGUCAGGGCUUCAUCACUCAUCUGUCUGACCACACGAAGCCCAUCUCCUCCUUCACCUGGCUGGACCUCAAUGACAUGCUCAUCAGCUUUCAGCCCCCCAAUUCCAGUGAGACACAACGCAGAAACUAUGAGGUGGAGUUUGAGGUCCAUGAUUUCUACUUUGAGAAAAGCCAGCCUGUAACGGUACAUGUGUCAGUCAGAACAGCAGACACAAAUGCACCAAGAGUGUCAUGGAACAUGGGUCUCAGUCUCUUGGAAGGCCAGUCUCGUCCCAUAACGUGGGACCAGCUGCAGAUUGUAGAUAAUGAUAAUCUGCAGGCUGUGAGAAUCAUCACUGUGGAAGGCUUACAACAUGGCAGGCUGACUGUCCGAGGUGGGAAAGGGUUCAUUUUCACUGCAAAUGACAUCAAGGCUGGGGUGGUGCACUAUCACCAUGAUGACAGUGAUACCACCAAGGACUUUGUGACCUUCCGGAUCACCGAUGGCCGCCACCAGACCAGGCACAAAUUCCCCAUCAAUAUUCUACCCAAGGAUGACAGUCCUCCUUUCCUCAUCACCAACAUGGUCCUGGAGUUAUCUGAGGGGCAAAGGGCUCUCCUUCGUGGGUCUAUACUUCAAGCUUCAGAUAUGGAUUCCAGUGAUGACUACAUCUUGUUUAACAUCACUAGGCCACCUCAAGCAGGGGAGAUCAUGAAGAUGGCAGGGCCAGGAAUUACAGGUUAUCCUGUAAUGCGCUUUCUCCAAAAGGAUCUAUUCCAUUCCAUCAUCUACUAUAGGCAUUUUGGUAAUGAAGUAUUUGACGACUCGUUUGAGGUGGUGUUGUCUGAUUUUCAUGACCCACCCAAUCUCUCAGACCCUCAGAUAAUUGUGAUUCAAAUCCAGCCUGUGCCAGAUCAGCCACCUAAAGAAGGCCCAGCAGCCACACGGCAUCUGAUUGUUAAAGAGACAGAUGUAGUAUAUCUGACCAAGCAGCAGCUGCACUUUACUGAUUUGGAAUCACCAGACUGUGAGCUCACCUACACUGUCACCACCCCACCAUUCUACAGUAACAACUAUGGAGGACCUGAUGCAGGGAGGUUGUUUCUGGUUGACAGCAUCCCAAAAUUUACCAAGGACCCCAGUGCCCCAGUGCUCAGACUUUUCACACAGCAUGCUGUCAACUACAUGAAGGUAGCCUACAUGCCACCUAUCCAUGACGUUGGGCCUUACCCACAACACAUCCAGUUUGUCCUGUCUGUGACGAACCAGCAGGGUCACAUCACCACUGGAGUCUGUUUCAACAUUACUGUGCUGCCUGUAGACAACCAAUCCCCUGAGGUGCACGCGAGUCCACUGACAGUAGAGGAAGGGGCUGAGAGCUGGGUGAGUGUCGACCACUUGCGCCUGACGGAUGUGGACUCUCCGGAGGACUCUCUGCACAUGCAGCUGAAGAGACAUCCUCAGCACGGGGACGUGUAUCUGGAUGGUGCCCCCUUGAGUCAGGGCCAGACGUUCACCAUUAGGGACCUGAGAAACUUAAAAGUUAGAUACCAUCAUGAUGGUUCAGAGACUGAGCAAGAUGACAUUGAAUGCAUAGCCUCAGAUGGGGUGAAUUCAGUUGACUUUGUUCUGCAUAUCAAGGUAACACUAAUCAAUGAUGAGGUACCAUUGCUGGUGCCAGACUUGAAACCUGUUCUGGAGUGUGCAGAGGGACAGGAAGUUGUGAUCACUGUAGAGUAUAUCUCUGCAACAGAUGUUGACAGCGAUGACAACAGCCUCACCUAUCUGAUUGCCCGUCAGCCAUAUCAUGGUGUUGUUCUAAAGAAUGGUAUUGUGGUGGACAGGUUCAUUCAAGAGGACCUAAAAGCUAUGAUCAUCACUUACAAACACACAGGGCAGGAGAUUGGAUUGUUCCCUCGUCAUGACACCAUCACACUUGUGGUCUCUGAUGGACAGACACAUCCAGUGUCUGCUUGCUGUUAUGAGAGAACUCCUGUGUUUAACAAACCACCACCUCGCCUACACGACUCCCUACCAGUCUACGACCUCAAUGUUACUGUUUAUCCUGUGAACAACCAACAACCAUCUAUUGUUAUUGGUGAGGUCCUUGGUGUGGAGGAGGGGAGUGCUGCAGCUAUCACUGUUACCCAUUUAGGAGCCUCUGACCUAGACUCUCCUCUGGAGGAGCUGCAUCUUAUUUUGGUCUCUCCACCACAGUUUGGCUAUAUUGAGAACGUCCUGCCCAGUCCAGGCUUCGAGAAGAGCAACAUGGGCAUCAGUAUUGCUUCUUUCUAUUACAGGGAUGUAAUGAAUGGACACAUAAACUACGUGCAAUCCAGACACCAAAGGGUUGAGCCAACUGCUGACCAGUUUAUGUUGUGUGUGUCUGAUGGCAAACACCAAUCUUCUGCAAUCCCCUUCUAUAUAAUCAUCAAUCCGUCUAAUGAUGAAACUCCUGAUUUCCUAACCAGGAACAUUACUGUCCGUGAGGGAGACACGAAGGAGAUGGAUCCAUCUAUUAUUAAUGCAGUGGAUCUAGACAUUCCCAGAGAUCGUUUAACCUUCAGCAUCAUCCAGAAGCCCCAACACGGUGCCAUCAUGGGCAGUUUUCAGGUGAACGACGUGGCCCAUUACAAAAGAUCCCUCCAAAAGCAUGGGAAGGGGGUCCAUGUGCAAGACUUCACCAUGGAUGAUCUCAGAAAUGGUAUGACUCUGAUAUACAUGCAUGAUGACUCUGAGAGUGAGCAGGAUGGCUUCAUCAUCCAGCUCUCUGAUGGGAAGCACCAGCUCCAGAGACGCAUGUCGGUCACUGUUCUGCCUGUGAAUGACGAAGAGCCACAUGUUAUUCGGAACACUGGGGUUCAGGUAGAAGGAGGCGAGGCCAGGCUCAUAUCCAGUGCUGUGCUGAGUGCUCAUGACAACGACACUCCGCCCACUGGCAUCAUCUACGUGUUUGACAGUUGUCCCACUCACGGCCUGCUUCAGAUUAAGGUAGGCCUGGACUGGGUGGCCAUGUCAGCAGGUAUGAACUGUUCCCAGGAGGCUCUGGAAAUGAACCUGCUGCGCUACGUGCACACAGCCCAACCUGGACUUUACACGCAAGAUUCCUUCGUCUUCCAUCUGCAAGAUGGAAAAAAUCGCUCCCCUGAACAAUACUUCCAUAUCUCACUAAAGGAGCUUGAGAAAGGAGACAUAUCACUGCUCAUAAAGCCACUGAAAGCUAGCCGUGGAGAGCGUGUGGUGAUCACCACAGACGUCUUGCUGGCUGCAGAUGGCACAGACAUGCCGGAAGAGUUGCUCUAUGUCAUCACUGUAUCUCCGGUGCAUGGUCAUGUGGAGUACAUCAGGCACACUGGCAUUCCCAUUCACUCUUUCAGCCAGCUGGAUGUAGCAGCUAAUCUAGUGUGCUACGUCCAUGACAACAGAGCAACUUCACCUAGAGAGACGCUGCAGUUUGUCGUCAGUAAUGGAAAAUCCACCUGUAACGGUACUCUGGAGAUUCUGGUGGAGAUGACAGACAGGGUUCUCCCUAAGCUGAUCCAGAAAGCUGGCCUAAGGGUUCCCCAGGGUUCCACCAUUACUGUCACAUCUGAUAACCUGUACCUGUAUGACCCGGACACUCCGCCCCAUUCCCUGAUCUUCAGACUGGUGCAGCCACCACAGUAUGGUCAGCUUACUGUGAAAGGUGCUCCCUUAGCUGCGGGGAGUAACUUCACACAGAAGAACCUACGGGAUCUGGAUGUUGCCUACAGGCACUUUGGUGGAGCGUCUCAGAUCGACCGUUUUCUGUUCACUGCUGCUGAUGGCGCUGAGCGAGGAUUCCUGGUGGAAGGGAAGGUGCUGACAGAACCAGUCUUUUUCACCAUACAGAUUGAAGCAUUAGACAGUUCUUCUCCUAGUGUGGUAGUGCUAAAGACUCUGUGGAAGGUGAAGCUUCUUAAAGAUGGACGUUAUGGAAUCUACAUCUCAUCCAGAGAGCUGAAGGCCCAGGACGCAAACUCUCCAGAUGAGGACCUGACCUUUCACAUACUUAGAGUUCCUCACUUUGGCUAUUUGGAGAAUUCCACCAAUGGUGAGUUUGUGCAUCAACGGUUCACUCAGAGGGAUCUGAACAGGAAGAAUAUACUCUAUGUAAUUAACACUGCUCUAGAGGUUUUGACAGAUAGCCUAGAAUUUGCAGUCUCUGACCUGAUUGGUAACACUGGACCAUCUCACAAAUUAGAGUUCAGUUGGGCCAGAGUGGAGCUGACUGAGACAGAGCACCAUGUGUGUGAAGACCAAGGAGCACUCUCACUUACAAUUCAGAGGAAGGGCAAUACUCAGGAUUCAACAUAUGUAACUGUCAAGGUAAACGGACUGACAGCAGCUGUUGGGAAGGACUACAUACCUGCCCCCUCAGCUUUGAUUCAGUUUGACCCUGGCAUGGCCAGUCGGCUGUGGAGGAUGGAACUGGUGCAGGAUUCUCUGGAGGAGGCAGAGGAGAUAUUUGAGGUGACCCUGGAAUCCCCUGUAGGUGCAGUACUUGGAGGAAAUACCAAAGCCAUGGUCACAAUAGUGGACAUCAGGAACGGGCAGUGUGGUGAGAAACUCACCCCAGGAGGGACGACUCUUCAGGGUAAGGAGAUCCAGUUAGGGCCUUACCCCAAACAUGGCUCCAUCCAGGUGGAGACUUUACCCAUCACUCAGGGACAUGUCUUUGCUCGAGGUGACAAUUUGCCUCAAGUUAUUCCUCCAGUCUCUCAGAAAAGGCUAAGAACCAAUGGCAAUGGCAAGAAUGUUCGACCCUCUUCGGCUGUUCAAAGUGGAUCUGAGGUUGUUUACACUUAUCAUGGGAUCAUGUCAUUGACUGUGGAAGAUGACAGUGUGACCUCUCAGACCGGGAGGAAGGCACAAGUGCAAGUGACCAGCAGAGGGCAGCAGCGUUCAAUACCAGCCAAACGCAUGAGGCAGAUUCCAGUAUUGCCUGCAAAUAUACGAAGGGGAUCUGUUGCUCAGAACACUUCUUCCAGACCUGUGUCUAAACUCUGUACUCCAGAGGUGAUUGGUUUGCUCCACUAUAAUGAGAGCUUAUUGCAGCUCUUCCAUUGCAAUGGGGUUUCCUGGAAACCUUGGGUGGUGACUGAUGAGGCAGUCAAUGCACAGAAGUGUCCACAGGGAUGGACGUACCGUAACCACCACUGCUAUCUGCUGAGCAAUCAGCACAAGGCCACGUGGAACGCUGCGGCUCGAGCAUGCCGAGAGAGCUUCCAAGGCAGUCUCGUUAGUGUCCUGUCCAAGGCAGAUAUGGACUGGCUCUGGGACUUCAGUGAGAGGAAGCCCUUCUGGAUUGGUUUGAAUGACCGGGAGAACAAAGGCCAUUGGGAGUGGGUGGAUGGAGAACCAGUCACUUACACCAACUGGAGGCGGAGUCCUCCCCAACCCAGGAGGAAGGGCAACAAGAAGUGUGCGCUGGUCUGGAGGAAGACAAAAUGGCAAAUACGAGACUGCAAGAUGGGAAGGGGACAUCAUUAUGUAUGCUAUUUAAAAACAUGAGCGAACAACU
Molecule: messenger RNA, 6932 nt
Organism: Electrophorus electricus (electric eel)
Lineage: Eukaryota; Metazoa; Chordata; Actinopteri; Gymnotiformes; Gymnotidae
Gene: frem1a
Product: Fras1 related extracellular matrix 1a
Biological process (GO): anatomical structure morphogenesis; cell communication
Cellular component (GO): membrane
Source: RefSeq, a predicted model, not a curated record